AUGGAACAUUCUCUUUUAACAUAUUUCCAACAGCUUUCCCUCAGUCAAAUCAAUCAAAGACCACCAACAAACAUCACAGACCUUAUGUUACCAAUCCUUGAUAUCGAUAUGCUCCACGAGAGCCAAGAAUACAAUUCCUCUCAUGAUACUCCUGCCUGCAAAGAAGUUGUUUCAACUGAAGGGGAGAACGAUGACCUAGAUUAUGAAGAUUCCACGAACGAAUUAUACGUUACCCCAUCAAAUUUUGAGACGACCGUCAGCGAUCCCUAUAUUUCGACCUUCAUUGACGAACUAUUACAAGAUGAAAACGAUGGGUUCGUACCUCAUCGCGGCAACCAUAUUCAACCGGCCUCACAAAACAUUGCUCACAUUGUGGAAUGGUGGUUAACAGAAAAAUUGUCGCAUACUGGCGAAACAAUUCCCAUUUUAGAGGAGUCCCCCCAGACUUCCGCUGAAAGCAUAAUAUUCAAGAUAAGAGAGGUUGCUUCUGCGUUAAACGGCAUGGCCAAAGUUCUUAUAAAUAUUCGAGCUGGACAUGUUUAUUCAUUACACAUGAUUGGGGACGAGAUUGUAAUGGCGCCAAACUAUGAACGAUUCUUUCAACAGUUCCCACUAUUCGUAAACGUAUCGAUCAAAGUACAAGAGCACUUGCCAUCAGCACGGCACAACACAUGCCAGGUCCUAGUUGCUGUCGAACAUGUGACCAUGAAAGAUCAAACUGUUGUUGAAAAUCGGAUUCCAUGCAAAUUCUCACAACAUUAUCAUCAAUCAUUCGAUGAAUCGUUCACGACCACGCGAACUACUUCUUCACCAGACGGUCAGACAUUUUGUUUGUUGGAGGAAGUGGCAACAAACGUAAAUGAGAUGUGGUAA
Molecule: messenger RNA, 873 nt
Organism: Funneliformis geosporum
Lineage: Eukaryota; Fungi; Glomeromycota; Glomeromycetes; Glomerales; Glomeraceae
Source: the annotation of a GenBank genome assembly